AUGGCGGUCGUUGCGAGAAUACAAGAUUAUGGCUCAAGGACAAAGCCGUUUCUCGGCGGAUGGAGGAAUACCGUUACCGGCUUGAUCUAUCAUAAUGCCUGCACGCAGACACGCAGCGGCGCCGACGGCGGGACGAGGAGCAGGAUCACGCAGACCGUCGCGGUCGUGGACACGGUCACCGAUGUCGUUCACGACCAGGCGGUGCAGGUGGAGGCGAUGCAAUUUUUGCCCGAUAUACGUGACAAAAUUAUCGCGCCUGGAAAUUCUUCCUUCGGGAAAUUGCCGGCGUCAGUCGAAGAAGUCAAAUCGUCAUCCCGCCAGAAAAAUAGUAGAAUUCUUGACAGCGUCGUUAAAAUACAGAAAUGUUAUAGGGCUUAUCGAGCUAGAGUGGCGGCUAGAGCAAACGCUCUCGAAGUGAUUCAUGUUGCUCAACGUGAUGAAGCGAACGUGACCGAGCACGCAGGACGUUCUCAGGCGCUGUCCGUCUACAGCGCCACGGAUUUCGUGAUACUGAAUCGUUGCCCGCCGCGUACGAGCUCCGACUUCGAGUCGCUCUACAAUCUCCUGGACCGUUGGCAAAUCCUCGAGACCGAGCGAGCGAGUCUCACGCUUCUCGGGUCAUCGAGGGUCGCCAACUGCGGCCUGAUUCUGUCGAAGGAGGUCGAGCUGUUGCGCGCCAUAGACUCCAUGAAGACCGCUGUCCGUCUCAAGUAUAGAGAACAGAAGCGACAUCGAUUUCUGGACGAGUUAUCCAGACCGAUCACCUGGCAGGACAGUCGAGGUCGACCGAUCCUGGUCGACACCCUGCGCAUUCAGCGAGCUCGCCAGCACAAGAAUGUCUACGCCUCGCUGUCGAACGAGAACUUGUCCAUCCCGGAACGGAUUGACUUGUUGCACGACCUGAAAUACAUCGCCGAUAUGCACACGUGCAGCCAGUCACACGAGCUCGUUUACUUGAUCGACCAAGAGCUGGAUCUUUUAAUGUGUCGCGUGGACACGAGCAGACUCAACUGGCUUAGGAAUCGACUGAAGUUGAGCUUCCUCAGACUGGCGCGCAACACUCUGCAAGGCGAUAUUGAGGAAGACGCGCAUCUGUUCGACUGGUCAGACACCAGCAUCACGCGCCUCUGUAGGACCUGCGGCAGGCUCUUAUCUUUGGAAAAGUUCCCCCGCGAACGGCGAUUGCGCUCCUCUUCUUGCGUCUAUUGCACGUCCAUGCGAACCCGGAAAAGCCCUCGCAUCGUGUACGAGCCCUACGAGAGGAUAUUGUGGGAAGUCAGACGUUUCGAAGCCAGGAUGGGUUGCUACGGCAGUCUGGCCUUCGUGGUCGGAGCUAAGGUCAUCUGUCGCCUGGUGAAUAAAGUCUGGCACGGUAGGUCAGGCAUCUCCGAGUGCGACGACCUCGACGAGCUGAGACUGACUCGCUUUCGACGCGAGCACGAAUGGGCACCCUGGAAUUCUCUGUUAUUGACGAAAACCGAGGCGGCAAUUCAUCACGGGAUCGCUGAUAUCGAGAGUUUCUAUGAUUCAUCGCUCCUGCAGAAAUUUUACAUGAAGAAUCUCCAGGCAAAAGUACAUUUCGAAUCGAUCUCUCAAGCGCGGAGGAACAUCGUGACACCGUCUUCCUCGAUGGAAGAUCAAUAUUGA
This is a messenger RNA of Temnothorax curvispinosus, 1647 nucleotides long. Its product is annotated as IQ and ubiquitin-like domain-containing protein. The coding region runs from base 1 to 1647 and encodes 548 amino acids. The transcript has 3 exons. Gene Ontology annotation, cellular component: acrosomal vesicle; motile cilium. The record is from RefSeq and is a predicted model, not a curated record. NCBI's taxonomy places the organism in Eukaryota, Metazoa, Arthropoda, Insecta, Hymenoptera, Formicidae. Gene Ontology annotation, biological process: cilium assembly.